AUGUCAUCACCUAAGUUCCUCACUCGCUUCGAGGGCACCACGGUCACCCUCAGCCCCCCCAAGCCCCUCAACCCGUCACCAGAAUUGCCGUUGCAUGUUAGCCCUGAGAGAUGCCAGAUGAACGAGCGCGCUAAGAUCGUAAACCAGCAAGAUGCUAGCAGCCCAAAUACACUCGCGUUUAUGCGAGUGUAUAAGCAGGUACCUAUUGCUGGCACCGAGUUUGAGAAGGCUCCAAUCAGGGCCGCACAGGCCGUCAACUCGUAUGAGCCUACAGAGCUAACUGCUCUUAGAUCCCUCGAAGAGAAAGGCUGCGAAGUUAUCCCUCGGCUCCUUGGAUAUCGGUCUGACCAACAAGACCAGGACGAUAUCGUCCCUGGGGGGUUUAUCACGUAUGUGAUAUGGGCAAAGGUACCAGGCGAGUCACUCAACAUACAAGAGUUCUGGAGUUGCAUGUUCUCUCAGCGAGAGGAGAUUCGACUCAAGUUCCGCAAGGUCUACGAGUAUAUUAUCCGGGCACCUUAA
Messenger RNA from Penicillium vulpinum, 522 nucleotides. RefSeq lists its product as uncharacterized. The coding region runs from base 1 to 522 and encodes 173 amino acids. The transcript has 2 exons. The record is from RefSeq and is a predicted model, not a curated record. Lineage: Eukaryota; Fungi; Ascomycota; Eurotiomycetes; Eurotiales; Aspergillaceae.